This is a messenger RNA of Rhodamnia argentea, 1263 nucleotides long. RefSeq names its product NAC domain-containing protein 72. The transcript is spliced from 2 exons. The record is from RefSeq and is a predicted model, not a curated record. Gene Ontology annotation, biological process: regulation of DNA-templated transcription. Lineage: Eukaryota; Viridiplantae; Streptophyta; Magnoliopsida; Myrtales; Myrtaceae. The coding region runs from base 125 to 1255 and encodes 376 amino acids. Gene Ontology annotation, molecular function: DNA binding.
UUUCAAUGCCAAAUUAGAAAAAAUUUGGCUGACUCUCUCUCUCUCUUGAUCGAUCUCGAAAUAUCCCCUCCCUCCCCUGUCUCUCUCUCUCUCUCUCUCUCUCUCCCCAGAUUCGUGAGCUGAAAUGGGAGUUCCGGCGACCGACCCACUGGCCCAGCUGAGCCUGCCGCCGGGUUUCCGGUUUUACCCGACCGACGAGGAGCUCCUCGUCCAAUACCUCUGCCGAAAAGUGGCUGGUCACCAAUUCAAUCUGCAGAUCAUCGGGGAGAUCGAUCUGUACAAGUUCGACCCUUGGGACUUGCCAAGUACGUGUGUCGUAGGGAGCCCGUUACGUGUCCUUUGUUUGAUUUCUUUGUGUUGUAAGUCAUUACGAGAAUUGUGUGUUUCAGGCAAGGCGAUAUUUGGUGAAAAGGAAUGGUACUUUUUCAGUCCUAGAGACAGGAAGUACCCGAACGGGUCCCGGCCGAACCGGGUCGCCGGAUCCGGGUACUGGAAGGCCACCGGCACCGACAAGAUCAUCACCACCGAAGGCCGCAAAGUCGGCAUCAAGAAGGCCCUCGUCUUCUACGUCGGCAAAGCACCCAAAGGCACCAAGACCAACUGGAUCAUGCACGAGUACCGCCUCUUCGAAACUUCCCGGAAGAGCGGAAGCUCUAAGUUGGAUGAGUGGGUCCUGUGUCGAAUCUACAAGAAGAGCUCGGGCUUGCAGAAGCCGACCGUGUCGACUUCUUCGAGCAAAGAGCACAGCCACGGGUCGCAUUCGUCUUCCUCAUCGUUGGACGACAUGUUGGAGACUUUGCCCGAGAUCGGCGACCGGUUCUUCGCGUUGCCGCGCAUGAACUCACUCAGGAUCACGCCACACCAACAGCAGCAGCAGGACCAGAAGCCCGACCUUCAGACUCUGAUGGGCUCGGGUAGUUUCGACUGGGCCACGCUCGCCGGUCUAAACUCGGAGCCCCAGCAACAAUUCGUCCCGGUCAACCAAGCUCAGGCUCAGGCUCAGGCUCAGGCUCAGGGGCUCGUGAACUACGGUGGUAAUGACGUGUUUGUCCCUCAGAUGGGCCACCUCGAUGGCCCGCAGAGGCGGCUCGGUAGCUCGGCGGACGAGGAAGUACAGAGCGGGGUCAGGACUCAGCCGCUGGGGGCUUAUCAGCCGAGCUCGGGCGGGUUCUCCCAGAACCCGGCGAACUCAUCGCUCGACCCGUACGGGUUCCGGUACCCGACACACACCGCCGGGCUCGGGUUUCGGCAAUGAGAAAACAA